AUGGGGGAUUCGGCGGAGGUGGAGGUGAUGGAGAACGUGAUGGAAGAGGAGCUGGGUGAACUGGUUCCCAACCCGUUCUACCCGGCCCCCGUGGUCAUUCCGCCGGAUGCAACCGUCGAGGCAGAGGAGGAGGCCGUGCUGGCAGCAGAAACAGCAGAACCAGAUGCGGAGGCUUUGCCUCCUAAGUCAGACUCCACCGAGUCCGACGAAGGUCUCGAAGGCAACCAUGACGAGUGGAGUGACGACGGGGACGAGUGGUGGGCCCCUGGUCGCUACGAGGGAGAGGAGGUGGACGAGUGGGUGGCAGGCGAUGACGAGGACUAG
Closterium sp. NIES-65 is the source of this 324-nucleotide messenger RNA. Lineage: Eukaryota; Viridiplantae; Streptophyta; Zygnematophyceae; Desmidiales; Closteriaceae. The record is from the annotation of a GenBank genome assembly.